CCACUCGGCUCUUAGCAGAGUCGUUGUGCUCAUAACGGCGGAAGGUUUACGGAAGUGAGUUCAGGAAGAUGGCGCUGGCUGAGGCAAGUGCUCGGUACCCGGAGGGAGCGGCAGCCGUUGUCGUCGCCGAGCGUCUGGACCCGCUCUCCCGUUUCACCUGCCCCGUGUGCCUGGAGGUGUUCGAGAGCCCCGUGCGAGCGCCCUGCGGUCAUGUCUUUUGCACGCCGUGCAUUCAGGAAUGUCUUAAGCCAAAAAAGCCAGUUUGUGGAGUUUGCCGCAGUACCCUGUCUCAUGGCAGCAGAGCUCUGGACUUGGAAAAGCAAAUUGAAAUGACAGAGACUACUUGCAAUGGCUGCAAUAAAAAAAUGUACCUCUCAAAGUUGCGUAGCCAUGCAGCUGCCUGUUCGAAAUACCAGAAUUACAUAAUGGAAGGUGUUAAAGCCGUGACUAAAGAUCCACCACAGGAUACCAGGAGCGUUCCAAAUAGAUUUACAUUUACUUGCCCUUACUGCAAUGAGAGAAACCUGGACCAGGAAGGACUGGUAGAACACUGCAGAAAGUAUCACAAUAUGGAUGCGAAGCGAGUGGUUUGCCCAAUUUGCGCAUCAAUGCCAUGGGGAGAUCCAAACUACAGAAGUGCUAACUUCAUGGAACAUCUUCAGCGCCGGCACCAGUUUUCUUAUGAUACUUUUGUGGAUUACGAUGCUGAUGAAGAUGAUAUGAUGGCCCAAGUUCUGUUGCGUUCCUUGAGGGAUCAAUGAACAAAGCAAGAAAUAAACUCUUAACACUUGGCUUCCAUUAGGGGAAAAAUACCACAGACAUUUCUUACCCCAAGAUUCUUUGGCAUCCAUAAACUUAACAUGAAGCGUCUUUCUUGGUUCUUGUUCCUGCUAUCUCCAUACAUGCCACUUGGUCUCUUCUGGUGGUCCUUGCUGUUCACCUGCUCCGGAGUAUCUUUGUUCUUUACAAUUAAAUGUUAGGAUAGUCUUCUCUGCUUUGUUUUUCCUUCAUUUCAGCUUCUAAGGUUAACAAACUCUAAAAUCACCAGGAGCUUUGCAAUAAUUUUAUGCUGUGAGCGUCCUCUAAUAUUAUUAUGCUCUUUUGACAUGGAUCGGGCAUCAGAAGCCAAGUUUCCUAGACACAUGGAAAUUCUUAAUAGGUUCAAAUAGUGGAAGCAGGCAUCCAAUUCUUGAUUUGUCUAGAGAAAUCGUGAAUUUGAUUCCAAAUCCAGCCUUAGAAAAGUUCGUGACAGUCCUUGAGCAAUACAUAAAAUCCCAGUUGUAUGUUCUUUCACUUUCCACGAUAUGCUUUUUAGCUCAGCAAUUAUACAGCACAAUUUUAGAGGAGGUCAGUUAAGGUUGGCUUUCAUUGUUUUGAUAUGUUAUUUUGAAAGUUCUGGCAUCUGUGCAAAGUUCAAAUAUGAAGUAUGACAGCCUUGUGUGUGUUUUUUGUUUUUUGAAAGAGAUAAAUUCAGACAUAGCAUACAUUUCAUUUCUCACUUCCUAAACUCAAAUUCACCCUUGUAUAUUUCUACCUCUAUGCCUAGAGUUCAAAACAAUUUCAUAGCAGGAAAUGGGGUAAACCUUAGCACCUGGUUCCUUAGACAUAACAAAUAGUAGACUUGCGCUUUGUGUAAACUACACUUCUAUAUCUAAUACAAAAAUGUCAAUGUAUUCAUGUGUGAAAAUUCCAUGCAGACAAUGCAGUGUCCAUGUACUUACCAAAUUAAUGCAGAUGGCCUCGUCUUGAAUUCUUAGGCUGCUGUGAUUCAGAAGCCUUGUGGUACAGAGAAUCCGAGGUCUGACUUUAGAUUUGUUCUUGAUGUCUAAAGACACUAGCCCUGUUCCUACCUUCUGAUCAUAGACUGACUGAGCAUUUGGCUGAAGUGUGAAAUGGUGUGCACUUGGCCCUGACCUCUGUGUGUUAAGUAGGAGGUGAGAAAAGGGCUGUGUGUGUAAUUGGGGACCCCUGCAAGAGGCUACACACAUAGAACACCAUUCUCUUCAUAAGCAGAAUGCGCAGAGAUUGGGUUGUAAACAGCAGGUGCAAUCUCACUCUCUGACCACAUUCAGUCAUUGUAUGGGCAGAUGGAUAACAAAGUUCCUGUGAGGUGACUUCCCAGAGUUCUUUUGGUGGGGUGAGCACUUCUGAAUGUACUGCCAUAUAGUGAAGUCUGAAACAUUAGUCCUGAAUAACUGGGGCAGAUGUGUAAAUCUCAUCUUGUGGUGACAUAAUCAGAGGUCAUAAUUCAGUCAUUGCGACCCUGUGUCAAAAGCAUGUCUGGGAAUUGGGCCAGAUACCUUAGGUGAUUGAUGCUUCGAGCGUACAAUCAAAUGGUUUGCUCUGUAUGUUGAAUGACAACUUUUGCACUAAAUAUUAUAAAUGAAACUGAUGUGAAGUGUGUAGUAGCAGAGCUAAUAUUGAUUUACAUAAAUUGAUACAUGCAAAUUUAGCCCAGCAGUCACAUGAUGUUAAAAUCUGAAGCUAAAAUGUGUGUGUGAUAGACUGCUGGAAGAUGAAACUUUUCAAUGUAUUGAUGGCCUUGAACCAUGGCACAUCUGACAGUAGUGUCUUGAUGCUUGAAGUGAUCUUACUGCCAAUUGCUCAUGCUACCUGUUAGAAAGUUCCCUGUUUGGAGACUGCUUAAUCCUGUCUUAAAAUCUAUUUUAAAAAAAAGCUCCUGGUUGCUAGGAUUGCAGUCCCAUUCAAGACUUUUCCACUGAAGCGUUAGUGAUAUUUUUGAGAUAAAAGUGUCUGUGGUUUCCUGGGCCUUUUUGAAGUUCACCCUUCUUACCAUAGUUCCUUGUGUGCUCCCACCCAUCUUCAAAGCAGCUCAUGAAAGCCACCAGACACUCUAGAGUAUUAUUCAGUAUGGUGUGGAGAGCAGUAGCCAGAAGGGAAAAUUGACUGAUCAUAUAUGCACGGAAGUGCCUUCUGCAUGCAUGUGGGCCUCUUUGGAUCCUGGCUGUUGUCUUUUAGUAUUUCAGCAAGUGAGAACAUUCUGCCAACCACCUAUGGAAUCCCAUAGGAGCUGGGUAUCCUUGUCCAUGUACAUAUCAGAUUUUUUUUUGUUUUGUUCUUGUAUUCUAAGUGCACUUCUAGUAAUUUUAAUAAGAAUUUUAGAACUUCAAAACUGUCUUGUUCUGGCUUUUAAAUGAAGAAAAUAUAAAUAAAACAUAAUUGGUAAAACCUAA
Messenger RNA from Elgaria multicarinata webbii, 3194 nucleotides. It is a transcript of the gene RNF114, whose product is annotated as ring finger protein 114. Gene Ontology annotation, biological process: ubiquitin-dependent protein catabolic process; protein polyubiquitination. Gene Ontology annotation, molecular function: ubiquitin protein ligase activity. The record is from RefSeq and is a predicted model, not a curated record. The transcript is spliced from 6 exons. NCBI's taxonomy places the organism in Eukaryota, Metazoa, Chordata, Lepidosauria, Squamata, Anguidae. The coding region runs from base 69 to 761 and encodes 230 amino acids.